Messenger RNA from Cannabis sativa, 1351 nucleotides. RefSeq names its product CRAL-TRIO domain-containing protein C3H8.02. Bases 19 to 912 code for a protein of 297 amino acids. NCBI's taxonomy places the organism in Eukaryota, Viridiplantae, Streptophyta, Magnoliopsida, Rosales, Cannabaceae. The record is from RefSeq and is a predicted model, not a curated record. The transcript is spliced from 6 exons.
ACAAUAAAAAAAAAAUGAAUGUAUUUUUUUAUAUAUUCUGUAGGUGAUGCUCUCAUCCUCAUCAUCAUGGUCACUACUCUCGCUCACUUGGCCAAAAUCACACUAAUUUCAAUUCAAAUUCCAAUGGCUCUCCGUCUCUGUAAUCCCAAUCCGCUUAGCUACUGUCAUUUCCCUCCAAUUUCACACAUACCGACUACCGCCACAACCAGAUUCUCAGUCCGGGGCUCCAUUUCCAACCACAAUGAUCCUCGCAAGCUAGUACUGGAAGUGAAAGAGAAGCUUGAGAAAGAUCAUCAUUAUCUUCCGGUUGGUGAAAAUGGGAGAGAUGAUGAAGAUAUGAUUUUCUGGUUCCUUAAAGACAGGAAAUUUUCUGUCGAAGAAACCGUGUCCAAACUGUCCAAAGCUAUUAAAUGGCGUCAAGAAUUUGGAGUGUCUCAAUUGACUGAAGAUUCUGUGAAAAGAAUGGCUGAGACUGGAAAAGGAUUCGUACAUGACUUUCUAGAUGUCAAUGAUAGACCUGUGCUCGUUGUGGUGGCAUCCAAGCAUAUUCCGUCUGAGCACGAUACAGUUGAGAAUGAGAGGCUCUGUGUGUUUUUGGUUGAAAAAGCAUUGAGUAAAUUACCACCAGGGAGAGAAGACAUACUUGGCAUACUUGAUCUUAGGGGCUUCGGUACAGAGAAUGCAGAAAUAAGAUUCUUAACAUUUUUGUUUGAUGUAUUCUACUAUUAUUAUCCUAAACGACUGGGUCAAGUUCUCUUCGUGGAUGCUCCCUUUGUGUUCCAACCAAUCUGGCAGCUUACAAAGCCCUUACUCAAAUCAUACUCAUCUCUGGCGAGAUUUUGUUCUGUGGAGACUGUGCGAAAGGAGUAUUUCAAAGAAGACACAUUGCCGGCUAACUUCAGAGCUGAGUAACAUUACUAUAUCACAUGGUAUAAUAGCAUUGAAUAUUUGAAAUAUUUGUUUCAGAUGGACCAAAAUUUGCAUAAUCUCAGUGAAGUAAUCAAACUAGAGAGUAAUACUCAGUAGUCAUUGAACAAACUAUUGUAGAUAUAUAGGAGAAUCUACAUAUCCUGGAGUUGGAGAAAAAUUGACCCACAUUUAUAUUUCAGAAUGAAAAUAAAAGUAUUCAUAAGUACUCAUAUUUUCUGACAGGACCAUCAGAAAACAACACCAAGUGCAUUUAUUUUUGAUGACUUUUAAUUGUGAUGACAACACCAAGAUGAGCAUCAUAAUAGGUUAAAAAUUGAAAAGAGAGGUAGCACAGGGCAAUCGGUAUUUAUGUACCUGUACAUUGUAAUGGUGUUGGAGACUGGAAUGAUAUAUAUUAUUUGCUAGAUUAUAACUUUUAUAC